AUGAAGUCUGCGCUUACCGCUUCUAACACUAACAGCUGGAACCGCUGCUUCAUUCACCCAACCACCAACAAACCCUUCUCCUUCUCUCUCUCCAACACCAAUUUCCGCACACGCUGUUCAAUCUCCAUGGCCAACACCAUCAAAACCCACCACUUAUCAAACCUCACUCACACCGAACUUCUCUCCCUUAAAUCUCGUCCUCGAAUUGAUUUCACUUCCAUUUUCAACGUUGUUAAUCCCAUUGUUGAUGAUGUUCACAAUAAAGGAGAUGCUGCUGUUAAACAGUAUACUUCAAGGUUUGAUAAAGUUGAUCUAGAUAAGAUUGUUGAACUUGUUUCUGACCUCCCAGAUCCAGUGCUUGAACCAUCUAUAAAGGAAGCUUUUGAUGUUGCCUACAGCAAUAUUUAUGCAUUUCAUGCUGCUCAGAAAUCACCUGAGAAAAGUGUUGAGAACAUGAAAGGAGUCCAAUGCAAGAGAGUUGCAAGAAGUAUUAAUUCCGUGGGUCUUUAUGUUCCAGGGGGAACUGCUGUAUUGCCUUCAACAGCUUUGAUGCUUGCAGUUCCUGCACAAAUUGCAGGAUGUAAAACUGUUGUUCUUGCAAAUCCUCCCACCCAGGAUGGCUCAACAUGCAAGGAGGUGCUAUAUUGUGCGAAGAAGGCUGGGGUGACUCACAUUCUCAAAGCUGGAGGAGCACAGGCCAUAUCAGCUAUGGCUUGGGGAACGGAAACUUGUCCUAAGGUUGAGAAGAUUUUUGGCCCUGGAAAUCAAUAUGUCACAGCUGCAAAAAUGAUACUUCAAAACAGUGAAGCCAUGGUUUCAAUCGACAUGCCGGCCGGUCCAUCUGAAGUUUUAGUCAUUGCAGACAAGCACGCAAUUCCAUCUCAUGUAGCUGCUGAUUUGCUUUCCCAGGCUGAGCAUGGCCCUGAUAGUCAGGUUGUUCUCGUGAUUGCUGGAGAUGGUGUGGAUCAGAGUGCAAUUCAGGAGGAACUCAGCAAACAGUGUCAGAGUCUUCCAAGAGGCGAAUUUGCCGCGAAAGCACUAAGUCACAGUUUUAUCGUGCAUGCACGUGAUAUGCUUGAGGCCAUCACUUUCUCAAACAUGUAUGCACCCGAGCAUUUAAUCAUCAAUGUGAAAGACGCAGAGAAGUGGGAGAGUUUUAUCGAGAAUGCAGGUUCUGUGUUUUUAGGGCCGUGGACACCGGAGAGUGUCGGUGAUUACGCAAGUGGGACAAACCACGUCCUUCCCACUUAUGGAUAUGCAAGAAUGUAUAGCGGUGUGUCAUUGGACUCUUUCCUCAAGUACAUAACUGUGCAGUCUCUCACAGAGGAAGGUCUAAGAAAACUUGGACCAUAUGUAGAGACCAUGGCUGAAGUUGAAGGACUCGAAGCACACAAGCGAGCUGUUACUUUGAGACUUCAAGACAUAGAAGCAAGACAGGUUUCAAGAUAA
Lathyrus sativus (Indian pea) is the source of this 1449-nucleotide messenger RNA. NCBI's taxonomy places the organism in Eukaryota, Viridiplantae, Streptophyta, Magnoliopsida, Fabales, Fabaceae. The record is from the annotation of a GenBank genome assembly.